AAUAAAAAAGCACGAAGCGGUUGUUAAAGCAUUUUUAGUUCAUUUUUCUAAAACGAAGACGCGAAUUGAUGAAAUUUUGUUUUUUUGCAAAACUAAAGAACAAAACGCUCUAGUGAAACGUUUCAAAAGUAAUUAAAAUGUAUAAAAAUAAAGCUUAAACUUGAAAAUAAUGCAAGUGCUAAUAAUUAAAUAAAACAAUAGAUAUUAAAACCCCUAACAGUGCACUCUACUCCCUCUUUCUUUCCCGGCCAACCCAAAAAAAAAUAAAAUACUCUGUUAAACAACAGUGCUGGUUACAUUAAUGUUAAAUAAGAAAUCUAGUGUUAAAAUAAUACGUCAAGAAAAACAAGAAUCACUUGAGAAAUAAACAAACAAAAAAAGUGCUUUAUAAAAUUUAAUUUUUAGAAUAAAAAAUCUCCCAAUUUUUUCUUCCUCCUCUAUCACCUUAUUUCUUGCUGUUAAAGUUUGUGUCUAUCGUUUUCUCCCUCUUCGUUUACAUCAACAUUCGUACUGUUAUUUGGAAUUUGGCUGCCUAUAGAAAAACAAUUUUAAUUUACUUUUUUGGUGUCCAGCAAACUGUUAAACUGUCAUGGCCGGUAAUGGAGAAGCUAGUUGGUGCUUCUCACAAAUAAAAGGAGCCUUAGAUGAUGAUGUCACCGAUGCAGAUAUUAUAUCCUGCGUUGAAUUCAAUCACGAUGGCGAGUUGCUGGCAACUGGUGAUAAAGGUGGACGUGUCGUUAUUUUUCAGCGUGACCCUGUUUCGAAAACGGCAAAUCCACGACGUGGUGAAUACAAUGUCUAUUCGACAUUCCAAUCGCAUGAACCCGAAUUCGAUUAUCUCAAAUCGUUGGAGAUCGAAGAGAAAAUCAAUAAAAUUCGAUGGUUAAGAAGAAAAAAUCCUGCACACUUCCUGCUCUCGACCAAUGACAAAACGGUGAAAUUGUGGAAAGUCAGCGAGCGCGACAAAUCCUUUGAAGGCUACAAUACCAAAGAGGAGAAUGGCCUAACAAGGGAUCCACAAAACGUGACCGCCUUACGAGUUCCUUCUGUUAAACAAAUCCCUCUGAUGGUCGAAGCAUCACCCAGACGCAUUUUCGCCAAUGCCCAUACCUAUCACAUCAAUUCGAUUAGUGUUAAUUCAGAUCAAGAGACUUAUCUAUCGGCAGAUGAUUUACGAAUCAAUCUAUGGCAUUUGGAAGUAACCGAUCAAAGUUUCAAUAUUGUCGACAUCAAGCCGACCAAUAUGGAAGAGUUGACCGAAGUGAUAACAGCUGCUGAAUUCCAUCCAACCGAGUGCAAUGUGUUCGUGUACUCAAGUUCAAAGGGCACAAUACGUUUGUGUGAUAUGCGCUCGUCGGCACUGUGCGACCGGCACAGUAAACAAUUCGAGGAGCCAGAAAAUCCAACAAAUCGUAGUUUCUUUAGCGAGAUCAUUAGUUCAAUAAGUGAUGUGAAAUUAAGCAAUUCAGGUCGCUACAUGAUCUCUCGAGAUUAUUUGAGUAUUAAAGUAUGGGAUUUGCACAUGGAAACAAAGCCCAUUGAAACGUAUCCGGUCCACGAAUAUCUAAGGGCCAAAUUAUGUUCUCUCUAUGAGAAUGAUUGCAUUUUCGAUAAAUUCGAAUGCUGUUGGAACGGCAAAGAUACCUCAAUAAUGACCGGCAGUUAUAAUAACUUUUUCCGUGUUUUCGAUCGCAAUGCAAAAAAAGAUGUCACCUUAGAGGCCUCCAGAGACAUUAUAAAACCGAAAACGGUGCUAAAACCACGUAAAGUUUGCACUGGUGGCAAACGAAAAAAAGAUGAAAUCAGUGUUGAUUGUUUAGAUUUCAAUAAGAAAAUAUUACAUACCGCUUGGCAUCCGCAAGAGAAUAUAAUAGCUGUUGCAGCCACCAAUAAUCUGUUCAUAUUUCAGGAUAAAUUCUAGCCUACAUUCAUCUUUUAUAAUAUUGUUAUUAUGUACUCUAUAUACACUAUAACUUUCCUCUAAACAAACAAACAAAAAAGUAAACAAACAUAAAAACAAACAAAAAAAAACAGAAAACAAGCCUUUCAACUUUAGAUUUCUCAAAGAAAUACAAAAAAAAAACAUUUAAACAAAACAAAAAUCCAACAACAAAAACAAGUAUCGUUUAUUUUUUUUAUUGCAUCAAAUUAUUAUUUCUAAAAGUCUUAAGUUUCUUCACCCACAACACUAUCUAACCGUCACUUUUUAAUUUUUAUUUAAUUUAAGCGAGAGGAUUUUUAUUCAAACAAAUUCAAGAAAAGGGUCUAGGUAAAUAGUUUUAGUGUGAAUAUUUUGAAAAUUGUGUUUGGUUUUAAAUAGUAAUAACUGUAAUUUGGAAUAUUUCCAAAUAAAGUUGUACGUAUACAUAUGUAUUAUUAAAACAAGUCUAAAAAUCGUCUAAUAGUGUUUAGUUCAAAUUUUUGAAAAUUUUGAAAACAUUUUAAGAUAUUUUCUACUUUUUGUUAUUAAAUCUACUUGUAAUUAUUUCUCUAGACCCUUAUUAGUACAAUUUGUUGAAUACAAAUCUUCAGUAAAUCUAAAACUUUUUGUAAUUUUCUUUUUUUUAAGUUGAUUUUCCUUAAUUUUUUUCCGAAUCCUUAAUCUUAAAGCUUUAUUGUAUUCUAUUCUUCUUUUUUUAUAUCUCAUUGUCUUUACUAUAAUUAUUAUUAAAAAAUAUCAUAUGCCAUAGUGUCAAAACAUAAAAAUGCCUUUUUUUAACACGUACUCUUUAACUUUUUUUUGUUUUUUUUUUAUAGAAAAUAUUUUAUUUUAUAUAAAACUCAAGAAGAAAUUUAAAAUUUAAGUAAUCUGGCGUUUUAUUUUUUAGUUAAGCGCUAUUUUUUGUAAUGUUAUGAAAAGAAUAUGAGUAAAAAUACUAAAUUUAAAUAAAAUAAAAUAAAAAACAAAACAAAUUAUUAUAAAUAAAUAAAUAAAAACAAACUCCUUCUCCUCAAUCCGCUUAAUACCCCUGUUCUAUCCAUUCAUCAAAAAAAAAAAAAAAACAAAAGGAAAAAUAUAAAGAAAUAAGAGAAAUAAACUUUAAUAAAAAAACAAAAUUCGUAAAAAUCUUAAAAAAAAACUUAUUUUUCAUUUCCAUAUUAUUUUUGUAAGUUUAAAUUACAUUAUAUGUAUUAACUUUAUUGUAAUUGUUAAAAAUUGCUGAAAAGUGUUUUUUAAAAACAAAUGAAAUGAAAAGAAAAAUAAAAAUCUUUGCAAGUAAAGCAAAAAUUAAAUUA
Molecule: messenger RNA, 3237 nt
Organism: Calliphora vicina (urban bluebottle blowfly)
Lineage: Eukaryota; Metazoa; Arthropoda; Insecta; Diptera; Calliphoridae
Gene: tws
Product: protein phosphatase 2 regulatory subunit tws
Exons: 5
Coding region: 590-1921 (443 amino acids)
Cellular component (GO): cytosol; protein phosphatase type 2A complex
Molecular function (GO): protein binding; protein phosphatase regulator activity
Source: RefSeq, a predicted model, not a curated record